GGCAGCAUUUCAAACAGCAACUGCUUCUCCAAUGGAUAUGUCCUCCAAUUUCUUUGGCCCAUUGAACCUUGAAUGCAUUCAGGAAUAAAAAGUGUCAAUGCCCUCUUCAUAUUUUAUCCACUUAGCACAAGUGACUCUACCAGAUUUUGUUACGUUUGAACACUGACUUGCCUAUUUCAUCAAGUCUGCUUGGAUUUUGGAUACAUAGAGCCAGGCACUUAGUAAACUCAGUAUACUUGUGAUUACACAAACCCCUGUUGUUAUGGUGGCAUAGAGUUUUUCAAGUAGAAACCUGAAUGUGACACAUGUACAUUCAAGGCCUCGAGAGUUUGAGGGAUUGUCUACUACAUCUGCUUGUGCAAAAGGUCUUCAAGUUGUUGGAGUCUAGCCAACAUGGCCAGCUUUGAUACACUUUAUUUGACAAUUCAUUUCAGACAGACACAAUAUAAAACGAAUAUGUGUGCCAUCAGUAUACCACCACACAACUGACAUUGUUUAUGAAAUGUAUAAUCUGUUUUGGCAUUUCUGUGUAUAUUGCUGUGAUUUACAGAGAACGAUACAAACUCUCUCACUGGGUUGAUGACGCAAGGAUUUGUUGCUAGUAUGCUGUUAGAGUGUCCUAUUAUCUACGAGAUUGGGUUGGUCCCUGACAAGGGUGGCUUUCAGUCGUCACUGCAGCCCAUGUGACAUCAAGGAGCUUCUUUGUUCCUCGUCCAACAUCCCCAGGAAUACUGCUAUCAUGAUGGUGGAUCCCGAAGGGGCCCUGGUGUCCAUAGACCCUACUAUGCCUACCAACUCUCCCAACUCCUUGUACAAAGUCAUUUCUUUGUCCACCGGUCAGCUUGGAGAGAAAGAAGACAUGUUUCAAAACCUGUUAUCUCAGGUGGCGGAGCAGUUCAGCAGGGCUUUCCGAAUCAACGAGCUGAAAACUGAGGUGACCAACAGACUGGCAAUGUUGGAGAAAAGAGUGGAGUUCCUGUUGAACGUUCCAGUGGAGGGACUGAAGGUUGUGGAGAUUGAGAAGUGCAAAAAUGACCUAAAGAAACUACGAGAUGAGAUGACAUCCAGAGGAGGAGGGAGAGUCGGGAACUGUCCCUGCAAGUACAACUUCUCAGACGACGGGAAGAAGCUUAAUCCCAGACGUGACGUCCCAAGUUAUCCAAAGUACACCUUAUCCCAGGAGACCAUUGAAGCACUGAAGAAGCCAACAUUCGAUGUCUGGCAUUGGGAACACAAUGAGAUGCUGAGCUGCUUAGAGUACAUGUACCAUGACCUGGGACUGGUGAAGGAAUUCAACAUGAACCCCAUCACUCUCAAACGCUGGCUGCUGGGCAUUCAGGAGAACUAUCGCAGCAACCCGUUCCACAACUUCCGCCACUGCUUCUGUGUCAGUCAGAUGAUGUAUGGCAUGAUUAACCUGUGUAACCUGCCGGAGAAGAUGACUCUGACGGACAUGGGCAUUCUCAUGACAGCUGCAGUGUGCCACGACCUGGACCACCCCGGCUACAACAACACGUACCAGAUCAACGCUCGCACAGAGCUGGCCGUGCGUUACAACGAUAUAUCUCCCCUGGAGAACCAUCACUGCGCCGUGGCCUUCCAGAUCCUAUCGCUGCCCGAGUGCAACAUAUUCGCCAACGUCGAAUUGGAGGCCUACAAGCAGAUCAGACAGGCCAUCAUUACACUGAUCUUGGCCACAGACAUGGCCCGGCAUGGAGAGAUAUUAGACUCCUUCAAACAUAAAGUGGACAGCUUUGACUUCACCAACGAGGAGCAUGUGACAUGCCUGAAGAUGGUUCUGAUCAAAUGCUGCGACAUCUCCAAUGAGGUCCGGCCUACCGAGGUGGCCGAACCCUGGGUGGACUGUCUGCUGGAGGAGUACUUCAUGCAGAGUGACAGGGAGAAGACUGAAGGGCUGCCGGUGGCUCCGUUUAUGGACAGAGACAAAGUGACCAAGCCCACUGCCCAGAUCGGAUUCAUCAAGUUUGUCCUCAUCCCAAUGUUUGAGACAGUCAUGAAGCUCUUCCCCCAGAUUGAGGAGAUCAUGGUGCAGCCUCUGAGAGACUCUAGAGACCACUAUGAGGAGCUGAAGCAGAUCGAUGACGCCAUGACAGAGGCACAGAAGAAAAAAACUGAAAAUAUGUCAUUAGGAGGGAAGAAGAAGUAAGCUUUGCUGCUGCGAGCACAGUGGUACUGUGGCUCCGGCUCUCGUUUUAUGAUCCAAAAAUUCAAAAAGGUCAUGGGUCGUCCUGAUCUGCGUCUUUGAAGAUGGAGGGUGAAAAGACUUGUCUUCUACACACUGAACCAACCUCAGACUACAUGAAACCUCCUGGUUGAUCACCACUGUUUUGUUAUGAACAUUACAGAAGGACAAUGGUCUCCAAGGUGGCAUAGCAGUUCAGACGUCU
Molecule: messenger RNA, 2408 nt
Organism: Oncorhynchus kisutch (coho salmon)
Lineage: Eukaryota; Metazoa; Chordata; Actinopteri; Salmoniformes; Salmonidae
Product: high affinity cGMP-specific 3',5'-cyclic phosphodiesterase 9A-like
Exons: 19
Coding region: 740-2167 (475 amino acids)
Biological process (GO): signal transduction
Molecular function (GO): 3',5'-cyclic-nucleotide phosphodiesterase activity
Source: RefSeq, a predicted model, not a curated record